UUAUUGUUAAAAAAGUGGCAAAAGAGGGAUAUCCAAUUCCAUCAAAAGCAUCGUGGAAGCGGAGAGCCGUUGAAACCUGAGGAUAUAUAAGAGAGUCAAAGCAAGAAGAAAAAGAAAGACGAGCCCUCUCCGAUCAAAGGGCUAGAAAUACUUGCACAAGAGAUCUUAGUUGGUCACCUGAAGCCUGCUUGAAGAUUUUGGAUUCCUGUUAAUUUCCAGAUGGCGGCAAUAGGAGAGGGCGUGGCCACCCAUGUCGCGGAAUCAUUGGUAGAUAAAGCAAUGAAGGAACUCAAAUACUUGUGUUGUUACAAGACAUAUGUCGAUGACUUUGAAGAGGAGAAGACGAGUUUGAGUGCAAAAAGAAACACAGUGCUUAAGAAUAUUAAAGAAGCCAACCACAGAAAUGAGAAUCAGGUUGAAGAUGAGGUUGAACUGUGGUUAGGCAGAGCCAAAGAUCUCAUAGAAGAAGACACAAAAGGAAAGAAGAAAUGGUUUGAUUUGGUCACUAAUUGCUUUUGGCAGUACAAGCGAGGCAAGGAGCUGCAAGGGAAGACGCAAAAGAUUAAACAGCUACUGUUGGAACAGAGUAACUUCUCUCGUGUUGCUCGUUCAACUGGGCUUCCAGGCAUCGAGUUCUAUUCUUCUCCAAAUUUUAUGACUUUCGAGGAUAGAAAGUUGAUCUCUGAGGAGCUGAAGGAGAAGUUGAAGGAGGCAUUGAAAGAUGACAAUAGGUUUAUGAUUGGAUUGUAUGGGCUAGGCGGAACAGGGAAAACCACAAUGGCAAUAGAAGUAGGUAAAGAUGUUGAGGAAUCAAAGUUGUUUGAUAAAGUCAUCUUCAGUGUUGUCUCAAAGGAUGCAAACUUGAAAAAUAUUCGGGACAACAUUGCAAAACACUUAGAUCUGUCUUUAACAGAAGGAAUGGAUGAAUCUGGACAAGCACAAAAAUUAUGGAAAACAAUAGCAGAAGGUGGAAAAAAGGUACUUAUAAUAUUAGAUGACAUGUGGGAAAAACUUACACUGCGAGAUAUAGGGAUUCCUCUUGGCCGCCAUGGCAAGGGUUGUUGUGCUGUUUUGUUGACCACACGUGAUCGAAGAGUUUGUAUAGAUAUGGACUGCAAUGAGCCUAGUCAACUUGAGGUCCUGAAAGAAAAGGACGCGGUUGAUCUUUUCCUAACUUAUGCUGGCAUGAGCAUAGAUGGUCCUUCCAAUCAUUUGAAGGAUGUGGCUAGAGAUAUUGUGAAGGAGUGUGGAAGUUUACCGAUUGCAAUUGUAGCAGUGGCAAGUGCACUAAAGUCUAGGCCUUUACGAGAAUGGCAGGAUAGUUUGAAAAGAUUGCAGAAUCAUGAGGGAAUUCACGAUGUUAAAGAAGAGUUAAAACAGGCUUAUAACUCUUUGAGAUUAAGCUAUGAUUAUCUCAAGAAUGAAAAGGCCAAACAACUCUUUCUUCUCUGCUCUCUCUUCCCUGAAGAUUAUGAAAUACCUAUAGAAUUUUUAACUAGAAUUGCUAUAGGUCUUGGGCUUUGUGGAGAAGCAAACAAAUACUCUGUUGCAAGAAGUUAUUUCACUCCAAUUAAAAAUGUGCUCAUAGAUUCUUGUUUAUUAUUAAAGGUUGAGAAUGAGUGUGUCAAAAUGCAUGACUUGGUUCGGGAGGUAGCUCUAUGGAUUGGAAACAAACAGGUUCAAGUGGGCUUUAAUUCUAACUCAGCUUUAAUGGAAAACAUCCAAUAUUCAUCUUGGAACAUAGUUGACUUUCCGAAUCAUUUUGAUGGCAAAAAACUUGAGGUUCUUUUGCUUUGGAUAAAUGAUGCAAAUUCUCCUAGGGUCAAAGCUCCCGAUGCUCCCUUUGAAGGGAUGGAGAACCUUAAGAUUUUGGCUUUAAUGAGUUCGUCAUAUUUGGAAACUUUAGCUGCUUCCUUAUUUCAAUCACCUUUGUCAUUGACAAAUGUUCGAACUUUAGCUAUAAAGAAUUUUAAGUCAUUAGGAGAUAUAUCUAUUUUGGUAAAUCUAAAAAACCUUGAGAGCCUUGAAUUGAACAAAUGUUCAAUUACUGAAUUGCCAAAUAAAAUUAAAGAACUUGAAAGAUUGAGAUUGUUGGAGAUGGUAGACUGUUCUAUUACUGAAAGAAGUAAUCCUUUUGAAGUGAUUGGAAAUUGCUCACAGUUAGAGGAGUUGUAUUAUGUGUCAAAUCAAGUGGCCGGUUAUUUUGGGCAAAUCACCACACUUCCUACAUUGCAAAAGUAUCAUAUAAGGGGUUGGCAUCAUUUUGAUUUUUAUAAAGUGGAUUUUUCAGUAUCUAGAUAUUUUGAUUCACGGGACUUAAGAGUAGACUUCUCCAAGGAAAUAUUUAAACUCCUGGUGGCGGGAGCAGAAAUUUUGAUGUUAGGAGAAGAUUACUACAAUAGAGGAUGGACAAAUAUUGUUCCUGACAUAUUAUCUGUGGAAGAUGACAGCAUGAAAGAUCAAUUAACCAGGCUCUCUUUGCAUUCUAUGAAUGAGAUAAAGUGCCUAAUCCAUACCGAGAAUCUCCGACCUAAUGUGGCUAUCUUCUCCAAGUUGGUUGAACUGAAGCUUAAGUCUGUGGGUGUGAGAGAACUAUGCCAUGGGACUUAUCCUGUUGACUUUUUGAAGCAAUUGAAGAAGCUGCAGUUAUCUAGAUGUGAACAAUUGGAAGGCACCAAAGAGUCUAAAGCAGUUGGAAACAUUGGAUAUUCAAAAAUGUUUGAAGUUGAAAUACAUAGUAGCAGAGACUACGGAUGA
Messenger RNA from Neltuma alba, 2757 nucleotides. Its product is annotated as probable disease resistance protein At4g27220. NCBI's taxonomy places the organism in Eukaryota, Viridiplantae, Streptophyta, Magnoliopsida, Fabales, Fabaceae. The record is from RefSeq and is a predicted model, not a curated record. Bases 220 to 2757 code for a protein of 845 amino acids. The transcript has 5 exons. Gene Ontology annotation, molecular function: ADP binding.